Prionailurus viverrinus (fishing cat) is the source of this 4578-nucleotide messenger RNA. It is a transcript of the gene EMC2, whose product is annotated as ER membrane protein complex subunit 2. Gene Ontology annotation, molecular function: protein binding. Lineage: Eukaryota; Metazoa; Chordata; Mammalia; Carnivora; Felidae. The record is from RefSeq and is a predicted model, not a curated record. Bases 30 to 923 code for a protein of 297 amino acids. Gene Ontology annotation, cellular component: EMC complex. Gene Ontology annotation, biological process: protein folding in endoplasmic reticulum. The transcript has 11 exons.
CUGACCCCCUGCCUCCAGGUUCUGAGAAGAUGGCGAAGGUCUCAGAGCUUUACGAUGUCACUUGGGAAGAGAUGCGAGAUAAAAUGAGAAAAUGGAGAGAAGAAAACUCACGAAAUAGUGAGCAAAUUGUGGAAGUUGGAGAGGAAUUAAUUAAUGAAUAUGCUUCUAAGCUUGGAGAUGAUAUUUGGAUCAUAUAUGAACAAGUAAUGAUUGCAGCCCUAGACUAUGGUCGGGAUGACUUGGCAUUGUUUUGUCUUCAGGAGUUGAGAAGACAGUUCCCUGGCAGUCAUAGAGUCAAGAGACUAACUGGGAUGAGAUUUGAAGCCAUGGAAAGAUACGAUGAUGCUAUACAACUGUAUGAUCGAAUUUUACAAGAAGAUCCAACUAACACUGCUGCAAGAAAGCGUAAGAUUGCCAUUCGAAAAGCCCAGGGGAAAAAUGUGGAGGCCAUUCGGGAACUGAAUGAGUAUCUGGAACAAUUUGUUGGAGACCAAGAAGCCUGGCAUGAACUUGCAGAACUUUAUAUCAAUGAACAUGACUAUGCUAAGGCAGCCUUUUGCUUAGAAGAGCUAAUGAUGACUAAUCCACACAACCACUUAUACUGUCAGCAGUAUGCUGAAGUUAAAUAUACUCAAGGUGGACUUGAAAACCUCGAACUUUCACGAAAGUAUUUUGCACAGGCAUUGAAACUGAACAACAGAAAUAUGAGAGCUUUGUUUGGGCUUUACAUGUCGGCAAGUCAUAUUGCUUCUAAUCCAAAAGCAAGUGCAAAAACAAAAAAGGACAACAUGAAAUAUGCUAGUUGGGCAGCUAGUCAAAUAAACAGAGCUUAUCAGUUUGCAGGUCGAAGUAAGAAGGAAACCAAAUACUCUCUUAAGGCAGUCGAAGACAUGUUGGAAACGCUGCAGAUCACUCAGUCUUAAGGUUUCAAACUCUUUCACAUUACAUUUCACAACUGCACAAUUGAACUUACUGGCCUGUGACUUAUUUACUAAAUGCCUAGUGCUAUUUAUAUACUGAUUUUUUGUUAAGAGGGCAAUUGUAAAGAAUGUUUAUAUAAACCUAAAAAUGCCUUUUAUUGCUAAGCAGGAAGAUGGAGAAAGUCCAUGGAAGAGAGAUUUAACAAGAUUUAUAUUGAUUGUACAUCAUUCUCUUCAUAUCACACAUAAUAUAAGUGCUUUUAAGCCACAAUCUGAUGUAGAAAUCUCACAAAUAAAUUAUGAUGAUUUAUUAAACUUGCAUAUGAAGAUUCUAGAUUCUUUUUGUUAAACUCAGAGAAAAUGUUGUUUUAGAACUCAGUUUCUAGUUAAAUUCUUUUUAUUUGUGAUAAGAAAUACAUAGCAUUCACAGCUGACAAGGAAAAUGCUCGCACGUUAUUUUGAUUCUCUUUCUAGUGUCAAGUUGGAUUUUGCUGUGCAUUCCGGUGGGCUUGUUUUAUGUGCUAUGUUAUUCUGAUAAAUAUUGCUUAAAAUAUGUUGUUUUCCAAAGUUCAGUCAUAUCUCUUUGUAAAAUUUUUGUUUUAUAUGUCAUUCUCCAAAAUUCAGUCAUAUCUCUUUGUAAAAUUUUUGUUUUACCGUAGGACAUAAUUGAGAUUUUUACCUAUAAAAAGCUUUAAGGUUCAUGUAUACUGUAAUACUCAAAUUUAGCCUUUAUGAAAGUUACAUUUUUUGAACUUUCAAGUAUAAAUUGCAUAAAAGAAUAUUAAGAGAUCAUAGAGAAUAGGAAUUAAAAGGGUUUCAGUGGCAGGACAAGAAAAUCUAAAGUGUCUAAGAAAAUCUUAACUGUCUUCAGGAGAAAAAUUUCUAUUUCUGAUAUUUCUUUACCUUCUUAGUAAUAAUUAGAAUUUUUUUUUCCUUUUUCUCCUUUCAUGAUAAACAAUCAUAUGCUUCAACAAUAUUUUGCAUGUUUCAAUAGAAUAGAAAGAACUUUGAGAGUUAAACACUAUUCAGACACCUGUUUUUAAAAUAGGCAAUUGGUCAUUCAAGGCAUGUAUUAUUAGUAGUAGCUUGCAUUUUACAUAUAUGCGUUACAUUUUGUAUGUAUCAUAUACAUGUAUAAUUACAUAUAUAAAUAUAAAUACAUAGUUUACCAAUUGUAUACAGAAGCUCUUCCAUACUUGUCAUUGUUAGAUUUAGGCAAAUGGGGUUCAUAGAGGAAUUGACAACUUGGAAGUCUUUAGGAAGAAAAUUAUUGUCAACAUCAGUUUUUUAAAUUUUUUGAAAAUUCUGUUAGUAAAUUAUUCUCCAUAUCUGGUCUAAUUCUUUUAUUUUGCAGUCUUUUUCAUUUUAUUCUUUCAUAAGAAGUGAGCACAUGUGAAAUAACUCUCCUCAUAUAAAGGCAAUUCUUAUCAACUAAUCUUUGUUAUCACAAGAUACAGUGUUUUUUGCCCAUAAAUUUAGUAACUGCAUUUUCAACAUAAUCAGCCAUUUAAGAUGUGUUUCCUAUAAAGAAAGUAGUGCCCGUAUAUUAUUCCAUUACCUUUCUUUCUCUCCUGCUAGUCACUAGAGUAGUAUUUACUUUAGCAAUUAUACUUGUGUAAGUUAGUGCCUUUUAUAACUGUCAGCCUAAGUUUCACUUUAUUUUUCUAAUUUUAAUACCUUCUUGUUAAGAAUUUUUUAUGAAAUACAUUAUUGAUGUGUAAUAAUCUAUAAACCUCAGUUUAAAUGUACAGAUAAUCCCAUCGUGGCAGAUGUUUGCCAACUGCUUUUAGUGCCACCUUUUCCUUGUUAACAGUAUCUUACAUUGUUCAGGUAGGAGCAGAGAUCCCUGUUCUUCUAGGAGAUAAGGACCUUAACCUUAUGAAUGAUCUAAAACAGAAGUGGUUUCAUUUCUUAUGGUCUGUGUUAUGCCAAGGAAGAAUUUUUUGCAGUGAAGGAGAUAUUCUGUAUUUCUACUGUCCAGUUUGGUAGCUACUUGCUGUACGUGGCUAUUGAGCACUUGAAAUAUGGCCAGUAGAACUGAGAAAUUGAAUUUUUAGUUUAAAUUAAACUUAAAUAAUUGCAUGUGACUCAUGGCCAUCAGAGUAGUGGAAGUGUAGAUAUCUAAAGUGUGAGCAUGUGACCUAUUUAAGGCUAAGAAAAUGGACAGAAGCCUGUUGAGAAGGGCUUCCUUUCAAAUUAAAAAGUCAAAGCAUUGUGAAGUAAGGCUUUUUGCCUCUUUCUCUUCCUUCAGGACAUGAGUGUCAGCAACAUGGUUGGAGAUAAAACAGCCAUCUUACAACCAUGAAACAAUAAAUAGGAGUAUGAAAGCUACCUUUCAAAGAUGGUUUUGUAGAAAGAUUAGGGAGAGCCUGGGUCCCUGAUGGCAUGUUGAACACCUGAACCAACAUGAACACUUGCCAACCUCUACACUUACUACAUGAGAAAAAUAAACUCUGUUUAGAUGUUUGGAUUUUCUGUUACUUUUGCCAUGCAUAUUUCUGACUACUAUAUCCAUCAUUCAGCUUUUUUUUUUUUUAAUAUGCAAAACUCUUAUUUUAGACAUGCUGGGAAUGGUGUUUCAUAAUGUAAUGAUUUAAAGUAGAGAAGCAUAUAUAACAAAAGAAGUAAUAUUUUGUUGCAGUUCAGCACACACUGUUUAAGCCAACUUUAUAGGAUAGUAUUGACUUGGGAGCAGAGGAGGAUGUAGAAAAGAUAGAAUUGGAAGACUAAUGUUCAGUAUGCUGGGAGCAUAUAAUUUUUAUUGGUAAAUAUUUCAAAGAAUCUUUUUUUUUCCAGUGCCACAUUUAUUCUCAAACAACUUCAUUUUACUUCAUUUCAUAGAACUGUAGGAUUUUAGAAGGGACUUGAAAGAUGAUUUAGUUAUACUCCAUUUUAAGAUGAGGAAUUGAGCGAGGUUCUGAAAAAUUAAGCCCUUCUGUGACAGAGCAGGACUAGGAUGUUGGGAGUUCCCAAGUCAGUGUUCUUUCUAGUGUACUCACUCAUAUGCCUUUUCUGUGAAAUGUUCUUCCUAUUUUAGAGUGACAAAAUUAAAAGAUAGAUAUAGCCAAGAAACAUUGCUUAUUAACAGAGCAGGUAUUAGAAUUCAGAUUUUCUGACUUGUAGAACAAUUUUUUAGAGGAAUAAUAGUCAUAAUUUCUUUUUUUAAGUCAUAAUUUCAUUUUGAAUUAAAUUGAACUUAAAACUCAAUUGACCAUUUAAGCCGUUACUUCAUGUAACAUUGUGAGAAGUAUUUAAGACUAUUUAAAACUAUUUCAAGCCUUUUACUUUGAACCUCUGAUGUAUCCUAUCUCCCUUCGCACUCUUGACAAAGCAACCUUUUGUUGCAGACUGAAUUGUGUCCCCCCAGUACUCCUAUGUUGAAGUCCUAACCCUAACCCCCAGUACCUCCGAAUGUGAUUUUAUUUGGAGAGAGCCAGUUAGGUCAUAAUGAGUGGGCCGUAAUCCAGUAUUGAUUGAUAUCUUUAGAAGAGGAGAUUAGGACACAGACACACAGAGGAAGGACCGUGGGAAGACAAAGAGAAGAUGCCCAUCUACAAGCCAAGGAGUGAUUCCACAGAAGAAAUCAACUCUCCUGACACCUUGAUCUUGGACUUCUGGCCUUUAGAACUAUGAUAAAAUAAAUUUCUGUUGUUUAAGA